AUGACGAUGGCGAUCGUGACGAGGUGUUCUUCUGCACUGUCUGUCCGCGUCUCAGCGUAUCAUCCCUUUUUUUCUCAACCUCCUCCUUCUCUCCCCCUCCUUCUCCCCCCCUCUUCUCCUUUCUCCCUGCAGUGCCCUCUGCUGAACAUCUCCUUCUGCCCUCCAUCGCAGUCUGGUCUUGAACCCGGCAAGACCCUGGUGGUGGUCGCCUUCAACCCCCUUGCCUGGGCUCGCACCGAAAUCGUCCGCAUUCCAGUCACCACUCCCUCAGUCAUUGUCACAGACUCGACUCACCAGCCCAUCCCAUCACAGCUCAUCCCAGAGCUCCUCCCUCGCCCACUUGUUAGCUCUUCUUCUGUAUCGUUCUCAGACAGUGGGACGCACAGCCUGCCUCCUCCUGUCCCUUCUGCCGCCCUUCCUCCAGUGCCUCCUCCACUCUACACGCCAUACGAGCUGCUGCUGGGAGUGCUGCCGAUGGGAGUCCUCUGCUGCUGGGAGGAUCACGAUGGGAGGAGCAGCGCCUUGCGCCCGCCUUAUCCACCUCCCCAGGUGACAGACAGACAGCAGCCGGUAGCAGGCAAGCUCAGAGCUGUAGCGGAACAGCAGAACUGUGGCGGAACAGCAGAACUGUGGCGAAACAGCAGAGCUGUAGCGGAACAGCAGAGCUGUGGCGGAACAGCAGAGCUGUGGCGGAACAGCAGAGCUGUAGCGGAACAGCAGAACUGUGGCGGAACAGCAGAACUGUGGCGGAACAGCAGAGCUGUGGCGGAACAGCAGAGCUGUGGCGGAACAGCAGAGCUGUGGCGGAACAGCAGAGCUGUGGCGGAACAGCAGAGCUGUGGCGGAACAGCAGAGCUGUGGCGGAACAGCAGAGCUGUGGCGGAACAGCAGAGCUGUGGCGGAACAGCAGAGCUGUGGCGGAACAGCAGAGCUGUGGCGGAACAGCAGAGCUGUGGCGGAACAGCAGCACGGCAGUCAGCAUGCUAA
This is a messenger RNA of Closterium sp. Yama58-4, 987 nucleotides long. Lineage: Eukaryota; Viridiplantae; Streptophyta; Zygnematophyceae; Desmidiales; Closteriaceae. The record is from the annotation of a GenBank genome assembly.